This is a messenger RNA of Penicillium coprophilum, 789 nucleotides long. Its product is annotated as Ran family GTP-binding nuclear protein. Lineage: Eukaryota; Fungi; Ascomycota; Eurotiomycetes; Eurotiales; Aspergillaceae. The transcript has 5 exons. Gene Ontology annotation, molecular function: GTPase activity; GTP binding. Gene Ontology annotation, biological process: ribosomal subunit export from nucleus; protein import into nucleus. Gene Ontology annotation, cellular component: nucleus; cytoplasm. The record is from RefSeq and is a predicted model, not a curated record. Bases 1 to 789 code for a protein of 262 amino acids.
AUGGCCGAGACCCCCACAUUCAAGCUCGUCCUGGUCGGUGACGGUGGUACUGGAAAGACCACCUUCGUCAAGCGCCACUUGACUGGUGAAUUCGAGAAGAAGUACAUCGCCACCCUUGGUGUCGAGGUGCACCCCCUCAACUUCAACACCAACUACGGUGCUAUCCAGUUCGAUGUCUGGGAUACCGCUGGUCAGGAGAAGUUCGGUGGUCUCCGUGAUGGUUACUACAUCAACGGCCAGUGUGGUAUCAUCAUGUUCGAUGUCACUUCCCGUAUCACCUACAAGAACGUUCCCAACUGGCACCGUGAUCUCGUCCGUGUCUGUGAGAACAUUCCCAUUGUCCUCACCGGUAACAAGGUCGACGUGAAGGAGCGCAAGGUCAAGGCCAAGACCAUCACCUUCCACCGCAAGAAGAACCUCCAGUACUACGAUAUCUCCGCCAAGUCCAACUACAACUUCGAGAAGCCCUUCCUUUGGCUCGCUCGCAAGCUUGUUGGCAACCCCCAGCUCGACUUUGUUGCCGGAAUUGCCCUUGCUCCCCCGAGGUCACCGUCGAUGAGAAGCAGCUCGAGGCUUACCGCAAGGAGAUGGAGGAAGCUGCCAACCAGCCCCUCCCCGACGAGGACGACGCCGACCUGUAAAUCAGUGCGCUCAGCAACGGGUCCACGAAGUUUCCGAAAUGAAAGUGGGAGUCGCCAUCCCCUGUUCUCUCCCAUGUUUCCCAGAGUCCUAUCUCACGUUCGACGGGAGGCAGGAAGUAUACGACUCCCGGGGAUUGCUUUUUUUUAG